Lathyrus sativus (Indian pea) is the source of this 357-nucleotide messenger RNA. Lineage: Eukaryota; Viridiplantae; Streptophyta; Magnoliopsida; Fabales; Fabaceae. The record is from the annotation of a GenBank genome assembly.
AUGGUCCUUCUUGCGAAAGUUCAACUGGAUCCGAAUAAUGCUGAUAAAUUCGUUUGGAAAGGUAAUGUUUCUAAGAGCUUUACUGUAAGCUCUUGCUAUCGGAUUUUCCAAAACUUGGAUGAGACUUCGGAGCUAGAGAUUACUCUCAAGACGGUGUUAGAUUUGAUUUGGAAGACAAAAAUCCCUCUCAAGGCAAGAAUCUUUUCUUGGAGAUUGGUGUUUGAUAGACUUCCUACUAGAUCCAAUCUUGCAGCUAGGGGAUUAAUCUCUAACAUUCAUGAAAUUGCUUGCGUUUUAUGUUUUAAUGUCGUGGAAGAUAGUAAUCACUUAUUCAUUACUUGUCCUCAUUCGAAGUAG